UGCAGAUGACGCAGUUCCGCCAUCUUGGCUCUGAGGCUACGGAGGAUAGCUACUAGCUCUUAGCUCAACUCCUCGCUAGUUUCUGCUUGAUUUAGUCUGCGUGAGAUUAAAGUGAAAGUGGUUCCGGCUCUUCGGGUCUGAACCUGAACCUGAAUCCGCGUCGGGGGGACUGAUGGACGGGGAAGAGGAGGACUUCAUGUCCGGGGCCCGCUCCGAUGACGGCGGCGGCACUCCGGUUCAGGACGAACACCCGGGGUCAGACGGCGAGGACGUGAGGAGCGACAGACACGAGUCUGAGGACGAGGACAGCCACGGGGAGGACGGCCCUCAGGCCGCGGAGCCCAGCGGGGCCGCCAGCGGCUCCGACAACGAGGAGCGCACAGCGGCCGACAGUGACUCCGAGGUGGAGGCCCCCAGGAGCCACCACAACAAGAGUGACUCCGAGGUGGAGGCCCCCCGUCCUGCCGACAGUGACUCCGAGGUGGAGGCCCCCGGGAGCCACCACGACAAGAGUGACUCCGAGGUGGAGGCCCCCCGUCCUGCCGACAGUGACUCCGAGGUGGAGGCCCCCGGGAGCCACCACGACAAGAGUGACUCCGAGGUUGAGGCCCCCCGUCCUGCCGACAGCGACUCCGAGGUGGAGGCCCCCAGGAGCCACCACGACAAGAGUGACUCCGAGGUGGAGGCCCCCCGUCCUGCCGACCGCGACUCCCCGGUCAAACACAGGACGAGUGGAUCAGACAACGAGGAUUCGUCACCGGUCAAACACAGAGCGUCGGAUCAUGAGGAGGGGGAGGGGUCGUCUCCUCCUCUUAAACGCAGAGGGAGUAGCUCGGACGGGGGGGAGGGGGGGGGCAGGCCCCAAGCGGCCGCGGACAGCGACUCAGAGAACGAGGACGUCAAACCUGCAGCGUCCAAACAGUCCAAAGCCGACAGUGACUCUGACACAGAGACGCCCACGAAACGAAAGGCGGCACAGAUAGACUCAGACGAGGAGGAGGGGGGGGGAAGGAAACAGGAGGAAGUGGGAGGGGGGGGGAAGUGGAACGCUGUGAUGCAGUCUGACAGUGAGGAUGAGGAGGAGGGACAAAAGAGGAAGGCUGCAGCCGGAAGUGACGGAGAGAAGCAGGAGGAGGAGCCGAGAGACGACAGCGACGACGAGACGCCAGUGAAGAGGAAGAAGGCCAUCCUGUCAGACAGUGAGGAAGAGGAGAAAGUAGACAAACCAGCAGCCAAGAGGAGUCGGGCGGUGUCGGACGACGAUGAGAACUCGGACAGCGACGCGGCGGGGGGGCCUGAUAAGAGCCUGGCAGCCAAACUGAGGGAGCUCGGCUCCGACAGCGCCAGCGAGGAGGAGCGCUCGAAGGCGGCGGGGGGGAACCAGGACGAGCAGGCGCUGUUCGGCAGCGACAGCGAGUCUGGAGACGAGGAGGAGAAGAUGAUCGCAGACAUCUUCGGGGAGUCCGGGGAGGAAGAGGAGGAGGAGUUCACGGGCUUCAACCAGGAGGACCUGGAGGGGGAGAAGCAACAGGCCAAGGAGCAGCAGCAGCAGCAGCAGCAGGAGGAGUCGGAGUCGGACGAUGGAGUCGACCGCAGCGGCCAAGACAACAGCUUCAUGUCCGACUUCGACAUCAUGCUCGCUCGGAGGAAAGCCAUGAACAGCAAGAGGAGAAGACACCGGGACGGAGGGACGUUCAUCAGCGACGCCGACGACGUGGUCAGCGCCAUGAUCUGCAAGAUGACCGAGGCUGCAGAGGAGGAUCGAACUCUGAACAGUCAGAAGAAACCGGCGCUGAAGAAACUCACGCUGCUGCCGCAGGUCGUCAUGCACCUGAAGAAACAGGACCUGAAGGAGACGUUCAUCGACAGCGGGGUGAUGUCGGCCAUUAAAGAGUGGAUCAGUCCUCUUCCAGACAAGUCGCUGCCUGCGCUCAGGAUCCGAGAGGAGCUGCUGAAGAUCCUGCAGGAGCUGCCCAGCGUCAGUCAGGAGACUCUGAAGCACAGCGGCAUCGGCCGCUCCGUCAUGUUUCUGUACAAACACCCCAAAGAGUCUCGACCCAACAAAGACCUGGCGCUCAAACUCAUCAAUGAGUGGUCGCGGCCCAUCUUCGGUCUGACGUCGAACUACAAGGGGAUGACGAGAGAGGAGCGGCAGCAGAGAGACCUGGAUCAGCAGAUGCCUCAGAAACGACGGCUGAGUCAGCCUCAGAAGGUGGAGAGGGCGGAGGAACCUGACGUCUUCUCUCCACCAACCAGCUCCGGGGGUCAGACGCCUCGCAGGGACCUGGAGAAGCAGCUCACUGGAGAGGAGAAAGCUCUGCGACCCGGUGACCCCGGGUUCUGCGCCCGGGCUCGAGUCCCGAUGCCGUCCAACAAGGACUACGUGGUUCGACCCAAGUGGAACGUAGAGGGCGACUCCAGCAGGGGGCCCAUGAAGAAGGGCGUGUCCCGGGUCGAUAAACAGAUGCGUAGAAUCGCUGAAGUCCGACGCCUGACGAAGCCCGGCCACGCCGUGAAGAUCAGCGUCCAGGGAAACCACAUGCCGCUCUGAUUUUAACCUCCCUAGGAUUUAUACACUUCUUUUUCUUUUUAGUGUUUUGUUCCUGACUUCCCCCCCUUCCUCCUCAGGUCCGGCCCUGCCUUGCUCAAGGGCUGAGGUCAAAGUGUGAAUGUCUGGUGAUGUCACAGAUAUUUGAGAGAUUUUGACCUCGCAGGUUUUUCAGGAACGAUCCACCUCUGCCUUUUUGUUUCUGAACGUGAAGGUGUUUUUAUGUUUUGUCCCCUCUCUGCUGCCGUAGCAGCUGUACAGGUGUGGUCUGAUCCCACAGUCGGAAUGUUGUGUAUCUGAUGAUGAUUUUGUUAAUAAAGUCACAAACUCUCUUCA
Molecule: messenger RNA, 2884 nt
Organism: Platichthys flesus (European flounder)
Lineage: Eukaryota; Metazoa; Chordata; Actinopteri; Pleuronectiformes; Pleuronectidae
Product: protein IWS1 homolog
Exons: 16
Coding region: 173-2551 (792 amino acids)
Biological process (GO): poly(A)+ mRNA export from nucleus
Cellular component (GO): nucleus
Source: RefSeq, a predicted model, not a curated record